This is a messenger RNA of Coregonus clupeaformis (lake whitefish), 389 nucleotides long. RefSeq names its product eukaryotic translation initiation factor 3 subunit E-B-like. The coding region runs from base 9 to 389 and encodes 126 amino acids. The transcript has 3 exons. Gene Ontology annotation, molecular function: translation initiation factor activity. The record is from RefSeq and is a predicted model, not a curated record. Lineage: Eukaryota; Metazoa; Chordata; Actinopteri; Salmoniformes; Salmonidae. Gene Ontology annotation, biological process: translational initiation. Gene Ontology annotation, cellular component: nucleus; eukaryotic translation initiation factor 3 complex; cytoplasm.
UUACGAGUAUGUCAGCUGCUGACAGUGAUUUUGUCUGUCUGCAGAUCCUGGUGAAUUACUUCUUCCUGGUGGAUUUUCUAGAGGACUUCAUUCAAAACGCUCGCCUCUUCUUCUUCAAGACCUUCUGUUGCAUUCAUCAGUGCAUUAGCAUCAGCAUGCUGGCAGACAAGCUCAACAUGACACCUGAGGAGGCAGAGCAGUGGAUUGUCAACCUCAUUCGCGACGCCAGACUAGACGGCAAGAUCGACUCCAAACUGUCAGUGUCGCCGUACCAGAAAGUAAUUGAGAAGACCAAGAGUCUGUCAUUCAGUAACCAGAUGCUGGCCAUGAGCGUUGAGAAGAAAGUUGCCAAUAGCAACCGGAAUGACAUACUACACCAACCCCAUUAA